AGAGUAAAUUAGGUGUUUUUGCAAGCAAAAAAUGGGAGGAUGUUGUGCCUCAAAAGUUGCGCUGAUGUUUCUUGUAUUGAGCGUGGGAGUUCUUCCCACUACUUUGGCCACGGAUUACGAGGUAGGUGACAGUGCAGGUUGGGCGCUUGGAGUUGAUUUUGAAGCAUGGGUCAGUUCCAAGACAUUCCAUGUCCAAGACACCUUGCAUUUCAAUUUCACGAGUCCUCACACGGUGGCUUUGGUGGAUCAAUCUGCAUACCUGACUUGUAACGCUUCGGAUCCGAUAAUCAACGACGUGAGCGGCAGCUUCACCUUCACUCUCAAUCCCACCGGUGUCUACUCAUUCAUCUCUGCUGGGGAUGGAGACUGUGAUGCUGGCCUCAGGAUGGAACUUGCUGUAGACUGAAACCAAAUCCCACACACAGACCCACAUGUGUGUGUGUGUAAUUAUGCAUUAAAUGUUCAGAUGUUUGGAGAAUAAUGCAUGCAUGCAUGAUGAUCCUGUGCAUGUUGGAUUGGGAUCAUCAUUCUUGCAAUUUCUGUGUUGUUUGAGUUAUAUGUUUACAACAAAUGUAUUUUUUAUUUUUGUGAGUUGCAACAAAUGUAUUGUAAUGGUCAUCAGUUGUGACUUUUGUUUAUAGAUAACAAAAGAAAUAAACUGCACAUGGACCUAUGAUUUAA
Molecule: messenger RNA, 681 nt
Organism: Sesamum indicum (sesame)
Lineage: Eukaryota; Viridiplantae; Streptophyta; Magnoliopsida; Lamiales; Pedaliaceae
Source: RefSeq, a predicted model, not a curated record